AUGGUGGUGAAAGUGUAUGGUCCUGUAAUGGCGGCUUGUCCACAGAGGGUGAUGGUUUGCCUUGUAGAGAUGGGAGUUGAUUUUGAGCUCAUCCAUGUCGACCUUGAAUCUGGAGAACACAAGCGGCCGGAGUUCCUACUCCGACAGCCCUUUGGACAAGUUCCUGCCAUUGAGGAUGGCGAGUUCAGGCUUUUUGAGUCUAGGGCGAUCAUUAGGUAUUAUGCAGCAAAGUACGCAAGCAAUGGUCCUAACCUACUAGGAACUACUCUAGAGGAGAGAGCUCUAGUUGAUCAAUGGCUAGAAGUCGAAGCACACAAUUUCAACGACUUAGUUUACGCGGUGGUGCUUCAACUGGUGGUCCUCCCACGAAUGGGGGAGAAUAGCAACAUGGCAGUGGUUCAUAACUGUCAGAAAAAGCUUGAGAAAGUACUCGACGUGUACGAGCAGAGGUUGUCGAAGAGCAGCUACCUUGCCGGAGAUUCUUUCACUCUUGCUGAUCUAAGUCACCUUCCGGGCAUUCGGUAUGUUAUGAAUGAAGCUGGACUUGGACAUUUAGUGACAGAGAGGAAGAAUGUGAACUCUUGGUGGAUUAAUAUUUCAAACAGGCCUUCUUGGAAGAAAGUAAUGAAGUUGAUGGAUUAG
This is a messenger RNA of Ilex paraguariensis (yerba mate), 642 nucleotides long. Lineage: Eukaryota; Viridiplantae; Streptophyta; Magnoliopsida; Aquifoliales; Aquifoliaceae. The record is from the annotation of a GenBank genome assembly.